UAUCGUAGUAUCGUACAUGCGGCCGCACGCCAUACACGAUGGUCUCUUUCGGUGCAACUCUGAUUCGACAGUUUCGGCACAGGUCGGCAGCGGCAUUUCAGAUUGCGGAGUCCGCCAUUUUAGCUAAAAAAUCUAUAACCCUAGCUUCGUCAGCGUGCAGUGCGAAUAGGGGUCAGUUGCAAUUUGGAAUUCAGAUUGUUCGCGAAUAUUCGAAAGCGUCGAAGAUGAGUACUUUGCCUAGGGUAUUUUUUGAUAUGACGGCCGACAACGAGCCCCUCGGUCGGAUCAUCAUGGAGCUGCGCUCCGAUGUCGUGCCUAAGACCGCCGAGAACUUCCGCGCCUUGUGCACCGGCGAGAAGGGAUUCGGCUACAAGGGCUCCAUUUUCCACCGCGUCAUCCCCAACUUCAUGUGCCAGGGCGGCGACUUCACCAACCACAACGGCACUGGCGGCAAGUCCAUCUACGGCAACAAGUUCCCCGACGAGAACUUCGAGCUGAAGCACACCGGCUCCGGCAUCCUGUCGAUGGCCAACGCUGGCGCCAACACGAACGGCUCCCAGUUCUUCAUUUGCACCGUGAAGACCGCCUGGUUGGACAACAAGCAUGUCGUCUUCGGUGAGGUCGUCGAGGGUCUGGAUGUGGUCAAGAAGAUUGAAUCUUAUGGAUCCCAGUCCGGCAAGACCUCCAAGAAGAUCAUGGUGGCUAACUCUGGUUCUCUUUAAGAAUGUGCGAUGCAAAAGCAACAUUACAAGAAGAAAAAUCUGUUAAGACGAAAACCAUUUGCAUUUUCUCCAAAACAUUUUUUUUUUACCAAUUACUGUAAUAUUACGAGAAAAAUACAAUACAACCAACAUAUUUUCAA
Molecule: messenger RNA, 862 nt
Organism: Drosophila teissieri
Lineage: Eukaryota; Metazoa; Arthropoda; Insecta; Diptera; Drosophilidae
Product: peptidyl-prolyl cis-trans isomerase
Exons: 2
Coding region: 39-722 (227 amino acids)
Biological process (GO): protein folding; protein peptidyl-prolyl isomerization
Cellular component (GO): intracellular membrane-bounded organelle
Molecular function (GO): peptidyl-prolyl cis-trans isomerase activity
Source: RefSeq, a predicted model, not a curated record